Protopolystoma xenopodis is the source of this 744-nucleotide messenger RNA. NCBI's taxonomy places the organism in Eukaryota, Metazoa, Platyhelminthes, Monogenea, Polystomatidea, Polystomatidae. The record is from the annotation of a GenBank genome assembly.
AUGCCCUCCUGGUUGGUCACCUCUCUUUACAAUGACAACCUUGUUGCCCACUCUCUUUUAGCCGCGGGAGAAAGACUGAACUCUUCACCGGGUCCAGUGUCCACUCCAGGCUCACUGAACUCUUCGAUGGACGCCCAGCCAGCAGGUUCCACGCUGCCCAGUCCCGGCGUCAAAAGUCACGUCCUCUCCAGCCCUGGCACCUCAUCUCCAAGACCCCGAUUUCCCAGAGGGUCGUCAACCGCUCUGCAGUCCAUAGAACUCGGGCCUCCGGUGGCUGCUAGGCCAAUCGACAAGCCCGCCUCCGGCGGCGUCACCUUGGCGCCCUCGCCUGCCGCCAUCGCCACUGGUCGCGAGGGCAGUAAACCUGUCGUCGGCGGAAGUGUGACUUUGGCCGCGUCUUCCAAAGCCCCUAUGCCCCUACGGCCGGCCGCCUCUAAUUGCCCUCCUCUUCUCGCCAAACGUCGGCCCUCGAUGGUCGUCAUGGCCGCCAGAGGCUCGGCUCGCCACCGCCGUUCCGGCCGCCUUCUCACUUCCGGCCCUCCCGGCUACGUUUCGGGAUUGGUUCGAGGCCGGUUUCAGUGCCAUCAGUGCGAGCUGGUCUGCGAGAAGCUCUGCCUGCUGCGCAAGCACUUCCGCAUACACACCAACCUGCGCCCCUUCAGAUGCCUACAAUGCGAGGUCUCGUUCAAGACGAAGGGCAAUUUGACCAAGCACAUGAAGUCACGCAGUCAUCAUGACAAGUAA